AACCCCCACAUGCCUUUGUUUCUCUCUUUACACACCCAUUAGCUCCCACCAUAUAUACCCCCCCUUUACUCUCCUUUCUUCUCUAAACCUUUCUCUCUUAGCUCUUUUCUCUCCAUUUACUCCCGGCCCACAAUAUUUUAGUGUUCCUCUCUUUACAGUUUAGUAAGAAAAGAAAAUGGCAAUCAGGAAAUCAAACAAACUGCCACAAACAGCAGUGAUCAAGCAAAUCCUGAAGAGAUGCUCCAGCUUGGGAAAGAAACAAAGCUACGACGAACAAGGCCUCCCUUUGGAUGUUCCCAAAGGUCAUUUCGUUGUGUAUGUUGGUGAAAACAGAACCAGACACAUCGUUCCCAUCUCUUUCUUGACCCGACCCGAGUUUCAGUCCUUGCUUCAUCAAGCUGAAGAAGAGUUUGGUUUCAAUCACGACAAUGGCCUCACAAUUCCUUGCCAAGAACAUGUUUUCCAGUCUCUAACUUCCAUGCUCAGAUGAACAGGAAAGGCUACCAUUGGUGAACAAGAUAAGGCCCGGUUAAUAGUUUUUUCUGGAGAAGAUGAUUAUGAGCAAGCUGCUUUGAUUGCUUCUCUGAUUAGAUCUUUCUCCCUUUUUUUCCCCUCUCUGACCCGAAAAAACCCAUGAAUAUAUUAUUAUUUAGUUUAUAUCUGGGUUUUAGAUUUGUAAAGCUGAGAAAGACAAAGUAUGAAAAUUUUCCUCACUGAGGUGUUUGGGUUGUAAAUCAACAAAUAGCAAUGUAACCCAGUGAGAGAGAACUAAUGUGAAGGAUUUUGGGGUUGCCUGUUGGCUCUCCAUUUUUAUUUUAUUUACCCUUUUUUUC
This is a messenger RNA of Gossypium raimondii (Peruvian cotton), 833 nucleotides long. RefSeq names its product protein SMALL AUXIN UP-REGULATED RNA 51. The transcript has a single exon. Gene Ontology annotation, biological process: response to auxin. The record is from RefSeq and is a predicted model, not a curated record. NCBI's taxonomy places the organism in Eukaryota, Viridiplantae, Streptophyta, Magnoliopsida, Malvales, Malvaceae. The coding region runs from base 176 to 490 and encodes 104 amino acids.